AUGUCGCUGCCGUCACCUACCCCCUGCCGCCCUGACCCAUCCCCCGCAACCCACACUCCCACGGCACUGCCGCCCUCACCGACCCCCCCCUCCCGCGACCUCUGCUCCUAUGGUACCACCACCCUCACCCACCCCCGCGACCCACCCCCCGUAGUGCCGCCGCCCUCUCCAACCCCCCACAACCCCUGCUACCACGGUGUCGCCGCCCUCACCCACCCACACCCCCUCUAUAGGUCCCCCCCCAUCUGUGCUCCUCUCUUCAUUUUCUUCCCCUCUGGCAGUCAAAAUUCCUUAAAUAUUAAAGAGAGGGAGAGGGAAGCACCCUUACCUCCGGCAGAUAGCAAUGCUAGUGGCGGAGAAUCUGACGGAAGCGAUGGUGGAAGCUGGCGAUGGUGGAAGCCCACGAUAGAAGCCUGCGACGGUGGAUCCCCGAGAUGGUGGAAGCCCACAUCGGACGAUGAUGGAGAUGCAGUCGCCAGUGGGAAGAGAAGGGGAAAGAGCUCGAAGAGGGAGAAGAAGAGGUUUUCGUGGGAAGGAAAGCGAUGGGUUACGAGGCUCCACGGGAAGGGAAGUGACAUCGACUUGAUGU
Elaeis guineensis (African oil palm) is the source of this 589-nucleotide messenger RNA. The record is from RefSeq and is a predicted model, not a curated record. NCBI's taxonomy places the organism in Eukaryota, Viridiplantae, Streptophyta, Magnoliopsida, Arecales, Arecaceae.